Eubalaena glacialis (North Atlantic right whale) is the source of this 2146-nucleotide messenger RNA. It is a transcript of the gene SLC38A1, whose product is annotated as solute carrier family 38 member 1. The transcript has 17 exons. Gene Ontology annotation, biological process: L-glutamine transport; amino acid transmembrane transport. Gene Ontology annotation, molecular function: L-glutamine transmembrane transporter activity. Bases 598 to 2061 code for a protein of 487 amino acids. The record is from RefSeq and is a predicted model, not a curated record. Lineage: Eukaryota; Metazoa; Chordata; Mammalia; Artiodactyla; Balaenidae.
CUGCAUCCUCGGCGGGCGGCGACAAGAAGGCAGCAAGGGGCGGCCGCCGGCAGCGGCACCAUGUGACGGGCACCGCUGAGUGACACGCAGCUUCGGUUACAGAGCGGGCGUGCAGGAGGGGAGGCGACGGCACGCUGGACGCGGAGGAAUAGCCUGACUUUCCCAGCUAAACCGUCACGAGCCAUGGAUGCACAGGGGCGACGCGCCCCCCAAUAGGAGAAUGACUGCGAUUCGAGACCCUCGGCGGCCGAGCAUGUGGAUGAGGAGGAGAGACAGGAGAGCGCGGGCUGGGGCAGCCACGCCGCUCCGCCUGAAGGUCGCCGCCCUUCACCUUCCUCGGAAAUCCGCCACGCCACGCUGAGCCUCCCCGCCCAGCCCUCACUGACGGAGGCCACCUUUCCUCCGCUGAGGCAGCCAGACCUUGACACAAAGGACAUCGCACGGCCGGGGGAAAAUCACGGAAGGGCGGAUACCUUGACGUCUCCUUUUGCCGCUUUUCCUUUAUUGCCCGAGGGGUGUGACCCUUAUAUUUUUGCUGCUAUCCAUUUGUAAAUACACUCAGAAAAGGAGGAUUUGGACGACAGGUACUUUCUAAACAUGAUGCAUUUCAAAAGUGGACUCGAAUUAACUGAAUUACAAAACAUGACAGUGCCCGAAGAUGAUAACAUUAGCAAUGAUUCCAAUGAUUUCACCGAGGUAGAAAAUGGUCAGAUAAAUAGCAAGUUUAUUUCUGAUCGUGAAAGUAGAAGGAGUCUCACGAACAGCCAUUUGGAAAAAAAGAAAUGUGAUGACUAUAUUCCAGGAACAACCUCCUUGGGCAUGUCUGUUUUUAACCUAAGCAACGCCAUUAUGGGCAGUGGGAUUUUGGGACUCGCCUUCGCCCUGGCAAAUACCGGAAUCCUACUUUUUCUGGUACUUUUGACUUCAGUAACACUGCUGUCUAUAUAUUCAAUCAACCUUCUGUUGAUCUGUUCAAAGGAAACAGGCUGCAUGGUUUAUGAAAAGCUGGGAGAACAGGUCUUUGGCACCACAGGGAAACUUGUCAUCUUUGGAGCCACCUCCCUACAGAACACUGGAGCAAUGCUGAGCUACCUCUUCAUAGUAAAAAACGAACUGCCCUCUGCCAUAAAGUUUCUAAUGGGAAAGGAAGAGACAUUUUCAGCCUGGUACGUGGAUGGCCGUCUUCUGGUGGUGGUAGUUACCUUUGGCAUAAUUCUCCCUCUGUGUCUCUUGAAGAACUUAGGCUAUCUUGGCUAUACUAGUGGAUUUUCCUUGAGCUGUAUGGUUUUUUUCCUAAUUGUGGUUAUAUACAAGAAAUUUCAAAUUCCCUGCCUUGUUCCAGAGCUAAAUUCAACAAUAAGUGCUAAUUCAACAAAUGCUGCCAUGUGUACGCCAAAAUAUGUUACCUUCAAUUCAAAGACCGUGUACGCUUUACCAACAAUUGCAUUUGCAUUUGUCUGCCACCCGUCUGUCCUGCCAAUUUACAGCGAGCUUAAAGAUCGAUCACAGAAAAAGAUGCAGAUGGUUUCAAAUAUCUCCUUUUUCGCCAUGUUUGUUAUGUAUUUCUUGACUGCCAUUUUUGGCUACUUGACAUUCUAUGAAAAUGUGCAUUCGGACCUCCUCCACAAGUAUCAGAGUAAAGAUGACAUCCUCAUCCUGACCGUGCGGCUGGCUGUCAUUGUCGCCGUCAUCCUCACGGUGCCGGUGUUAUUUUUCACGGUUCGUUCUUCUUUAUUUGAACUGGCUAAGAAAACAAAGUUUAAUUUAUGUCGUCAUGUCUUGGUGACCUUCAUACUCCUGGUUAUUAUCAACUUGUUGGUGAUCUUCAUACCCUCCAUGAAGGAUAUUUUUGGAGUCGUAGGAGUUACGUCUGCUAAUAUGCUUAUUUUCAUUCUUCCUUCAUCUCUUUAUUUAAAAAUCACAAGCCAAGAUGGAGAUAAAGGAACUCAACAAAUUUGGGCUGCCCUUUUCUUGGGUCUGGGGGUGUUGUUUUCCCUGGUCAGCAUUCCCUUGGUUAUCUACGACUGGGCCUGCUCAUCAAGUGGUGAUGAAGGCCACUGAGACCAGAUGGAAAAGGAAACAGUCAAGUUACCCCUCAUCAGCAAGCCCUCAUCACAUCCUUUGCAAGUUUACAGAAGCAAACAGA